AUGGGUUGCUGUUGUGGUUGUGAUCUGAGUGAAUGUAACCUCUCAGAGAGAAGCUGUGAAGCUCUGUCCUCAGUUCUCAGCUCCCAGUCCUCCAGUCUCAGAGAACUGGACCUGAGUAACAACAACCUGCAGGAUUCAGGAGUGAAGCUUCUCUCUGCUGGAUUGAAGAGUCCAAAGUGCAACCUGGAAACUCUCAGCUUAUCAGGCUGUUUGGUUUCAGAGGAAGGCUGUGCUUCUCUGGCCUCAGCUCUGACCUUUAACCCCUCCCAUCUGAAUGAGUUGGACCUGAGCUACAAUCAUCCAGGAGACUCAGGAGUGAAGCUGCUGUCGGCUGGACUGAAGGAUCCAGACUGGAGACUGGAAGCUCUCAGGGUGGAGCCUGCUGGAGGCCGAUUCUUGACACCAGGUCUGAGGAAGUAUUCCUGUCAACUCACCAUCGACACAAACACAGUGAGCAGAAACCUCAAACUGUCUGAAGACAACAGGAAGGUGACAUUUAUGGAGAAGCUUCAGUCAUAUCCUGAUCAUCCAGACAGAUUUGAUUAUCCUCAGCUGCUGUGUAGAACUGGUCUGACUGGUCGCUGUUACUGGGAGGUCGAGUGGAGAGGAGGAGUUAGUAUAUCAGUGAGUUACAGAAGAAUCAGGAGGAAAGGAUACACAAUAGACUCCCGAUACACCCUYRAAGACGCCAUCCUCUUCAUCAGACAUGAGGUCAAUGGUGACACCUUCCCAAAAGGAUAUCUCCUCUGCUGCCAGGACGCUCUCCCUCGCCUCCAGCAGCUGUUGACAGAGAACAGACAUUAA
This is a messenger RNA of Poecilia reticulata (guppy), 804 nucleotides long. NCBI's taxonomy places the organism in Eukaryota, Metazoa, Chordata, Actinopteri, Cyprinodontiformes, Poeciliidae. The record is from RefSeq and is a predicted model, not a curated record.